Aureobasidium musti is the source of this 2148-nucleotide messenger RNA. NCBI's taxonomy places the organism in Eukaryota, Fungi, Ascomycota, Dothideomycetes, Dothideales, Saccotheciaceae. The record is from the annotation of a GenBank genome assembly.
UGGUACACAGAUCAUGUCUUGGGCAGACCAUCGGUCAGAUUCCGCAAGUAUCAGGUCUUUGCCGUCGUUUCCUUCUGGUCCUACUAUCUCUACAAGGGCAACCCACAUGGUCCUCCGUACCUUCGUCGCAUCUCCAGACUCCUUUCCACACGCUUGACAGCCUGGCAUACUGUGGUCUUGACUCUGAUAUAUCUAUACAUCACGCGAAACUUUAGCAAGCUCGUCGGCCUCGAGUGUCCAGAACCGCUUGCAAACCUCUACACAAGAUCGUACUUCCGAGCGACAUGGGUCACAACAGCGUUGGAUGCAGGCUUCUGGACGGCCAUGAAUCUACGUCCUGUAUGGCUGAAAGACCUGGCCAGCCUCGUCUUCUCGGUCUAUUACCUCGUUUGUGCCGAACAAGCAGAUGAAAAGGUACGAAGAGUAAGAGCUGGCUUGACAUUGGAGCAUCUGAGGGUCAGCUGGAACAAGCCAAACACACCAUACAUCAAUUUCUUCGGCAAGCUGAUGCGUCCGAAAUUGAUGCGCUACCCACCACGCGCCAUUCGCAUCCCAAGACCCAGACAAAGCAGUUAUGACGAGCCCAUCCAAGCGUGGCUCUACUUCGACGGUCCUAUCAGUGAUCUCAAGAAUCAUGACAAGAUCGUGCUUGACAUUCCGGGCGGAGGCUUUGUUGCUAUGGAUCCCAGAGCACACGACGAUAAACUGCUGGCUUGGGGUGCAAGAACAGGCUUGCCUGUGUUAGCAUUGGAUUACAAGAAAGCCCCUGAGUAUCCUUAUCCUUAUGCUCUGAAUGAAUGUUACGACACAUAUCACACACUGGUUGCGACCAAAGGACAAUGUAUAGGUCUCUCAGGAGAGACCAUGCCCAAGAUCGUCGUCAGUGGAGAUAGCGCAGGCGGCAAUCUCGCCGUCGGCCUGAUUCUCAUGAUUCUGCAAUCUGGCAGCACUGCAACUCGGAGAUGGCAAGGCGAAACCUCUCUUCCUGUACCCGAAGGUGCAGUCCUCGUAUACCCAGCUCUCGACAUGAACAUCGGCAACUGGAUGACAGAUGAACAAAUGUCUCUGAUCAAAGACCGCAAGAUGCGAAAGACCAACAGAGGCGUUCUUAGCAGAAAGAGCGACGACUACAGAAAGCUUACGCCCAACACUCCACAUGGAUCUGAGGAUGAAGAGGACGAUGUCAGUCCGCCAAAGACAAAGCGUACGAACACUGCAGUCCAACAGUUGACGGAUAAACCAAUCGUUGCUUCUCCCACAGAGCCUCACACCAGCGCGGCUCACACUAUUGAUGCUGCUUCUACUGCACCUGCACCUACACCUCAAAUGCUACGUACUCGGCUUGCCAUGUCUUCUAUGAUAUCCUACUUCAACGACCGUGUCUUAACGCCCGAAAUGAUGCGAGCCAUGAUCAUCUUGUACAUUGGUCCUCACUCACGCCCAGACUUUUCAACAGAUUACCUUCUGUCACCACUCCUCGCACCCGAAGCACUUCUCACCCGCUUCCCAAAGACGUACAUGAUGACAGGCGAGCGCGACCCCCUAGUCGACGAUACCGUCAUUUUCGCAGGCCGUCUAAGGCAAGCCAAACUAGCCCAUUGGAACAGCCGCAAGGAGCUGGGUCUAGUACGCGAGCGAGACGUCUUCGUGGAUACAGAUCAUGUCAAUGUAGUCCUGAUUCCUGGCAUCUCCCACGGCUUCUUGCAAUUCGCAGGCAUAUUCCCAGCAGGCUGGAAAUACAUUUCGCGUUGCUCACGCUGGAUGGCUGAUCUCUUCCGCGAAGCCGAUAUGCGAGCUGAGGUAGACGAGGAAGAGGAAGAGACAGACUACUUUGGCAAUGAAGCUGGAUCGGGAGUCAAGAAGAGCAAUGGCAUCAGACAUCACCGCCGUAUGCCUACUGAAUCUUCUGGAGACGAAGACAGACCACUAGAGAUGAGCACGCUCAACGGCGGUGCCCGGACAAGUCCGAANAAGAAGGGAAGUCCAAGAGGUGGUAAGGCCGUCAGGGGAGCUAGAAAUGAGCGACCUCGGAAUCAGAGGAUGAAGAGUCUGGUCAGCUUGGCAAGUGAGGACGAUCUUCUCGGCAGGAGAAUGAAGGGCUUGACAGGUAAUCUGAUGGGCGAUGGAGGUGUACCUCAGACUCCAUAG